Molecule: messenger RNA, 1511 nt
Organism: Brassica oleracea var. oleracea
Lineage: Eukaryota; Viridiplantae; Streptophyta; Magnoliopsida; Brassicales; Brassicaceae
Product: cyclin-L1-1
Exons: 7
Coding region: 96-1355 (419 amino acids)
Biological process (GO): regulation of transcription by RNA polymerase II
Cellular component (GO): nucleus
Molecular function (GO): cyclin-dependent protein serine/threonine kinase regulator activity
Source: RefSeq, a predicted model, not a curated record
UGAGAACUUCCCUCGACCCCCAGAUUGAAUCCCUUCCCUUCGUCCGUCGUCCCUCAAAUCGCCUCGCCGCCGUCUCUCUCACCUUUCCGGAAUCGAUGAUUUACACGGCAAUCGACAAUUUCUACUUACCGGAGGAGCAGAUAAAGAACUCACCUUCCAGGAAAGAUGGGAUCGAUGAAACAACCGAGACGACACUUAGGAUCUAUGGAUGUGAUCUCAUCCAAGAAGCUGGAAUCUUGCUCAGACUACCACAGGCUGUUAUGGCUACUGGGCAGGUUCUUUUCCACCGUUUCUAUUGCAAGAAGUCUCUUGCCAAGUUCGAUGUUAAGAUAGUUGCUGCGAGCUGUGUCUGGCUUGCGUCAAAGUUGGAAGAAAACCCUAAGAAAGCUAGGCAGGUCAUCAUUGUCUUCCACAGGAUGGAGUGCCGCAGGGAGAACUUACCAUUAGAUCAUCUUGAUUUGUUUUCCAAGAAGUAUUCUGAGUUGAAAGUUGAAUUAAGCAGAACUGAGAGACACAUACUGAAAGAGAUGGGUUUUGUUUGUCAUGUUGAACAUCCUCACAAGUUCAUCUCAAACUACCUUGCCACACUUGAAACACCUCCAGAAUUGAGGCAAGAGGCUUGGAACUUGGCAAAUGAUAGUCUGCGUACAACCCUUUGUGUAAGGUUCAGAAGUGAGGUUGUGGCUUGUGGGGUCGUGUAUGCUGCUGCACGUAGGUUUCAAGUUCCUCUCCCAGAGAAUCCACCCUGGUGGAAAGCAUUUGAUGCAGAUAAAUCUGGUAUUGACGAAGUGUGUAGAGUUCUUGCUCAUCUAUACAGUCUCCCAAAGGCUCAGUAUAUCUCAGUUUGCAAGGAUGGGAAGCCUUUUACCUUUUCCAGUAGAUCCGCGAAUUCUCAAUCUCAAUCUCAAUCAGCUACAAAGGAUGUUUCACCGGCAGUUGACGGUGCUGUUGAUACGAAGGGUACUUCAGGAUCUGUUAAUAACGAGUCUAAGGAUGGAAAGAAUAACACACCUCAUGAAAUGGCUACAGAUGUGAAGAAGAGCGAUACGGAGUCAAACAGUCUGCCAAUUGUGGGAGACUCGAGGGAGGGAAGAAGUAAAGUAGGAGAGAGUGAUAGAGAGAAGGAACGAGGUAGAGAGAGGGACAGGGCCAGUAGUAGGUCUCACAGAGACAGAGGCAGAGAUUCUGACAAGGAGAGUGAUAGGGAGAGAGACAAACUAAAAGAGCGUAGUCAUCAUCGGUCAAGAGAUAGACUGAAGGAUUAUGGUGAUAGAUCAAGACAUCACUCUUCUCGCGAUCGUGACUAUCGCGAAUCGUCGCACUCAUCGAAAGACCGUCGUAGUAGGCACCAUUAAGUCAAAUCUUCUUGUCACCAAAUCUUUCUCAUCGUUUUGGGACAAGCCCUUAAACGUUCUGCUUGAUGUUUAGACAUGAGAGUCGUGUACUUGAUUUGUGUCAGUGAAACACCCAUGUCACUCUUGAGCGUACUCAAUUUAGCAUUAUGUGAGGUA